Messenger RNA from Somion occarium, 2750 nucleotides. The record is from the annotation of a GenBank genome assembly. Lineage: Eukaryota; Fungi; Basidiomycota; Agaricomycetes; Polyporales; Cerrenaceae.
AUAUCCUGAGACAUGAGGGUUGCGUAUCUAACUGCUUUGUCUUUUGGAGACUAGUCGUACCCACGCUAUAUGUCUGCCAUUUCGAUCUCAAGGAUCUUAUGUAUCUUCUUAGAAUCUGCCGACUUACUAGGCUUGGAUGGUCAAAUGAUUCUGCGAAGGUUUGAACGCUUUGCAAUUGAACGCGUAGUCCGUGCGUAUUCCACUAUAUACCACCAGGAACAGUAUUGUAUGUUGCACGCCGACCGAUAAGGUAACGACAAGCAGGUUUUUGUUUCGCUUCCCAGGCAGCCUUGGAAUGAUUCUAUCUAUCCAUUGCAGGCAUUCUGUUGAGCAAUGCUGAGAACUGCACACAUCGAGACGGAUCGAGACCCCUGUGCACUCCACGUGGAGUUGUGCUUCCCUCCAUGCAUUCGUCGGUCUGAAUGGACUUGUCAAAGUAGUGUGUAGCACAUGCUAAUCGCCUUUCAUUUCUACGAAUCUUCUCCCUGGGUAUCAGUUCCCUCCGAACAUUACGGCCUUCUCUCAGCUUUAGAUGAAACACUAGUGGAAUCAAAAACCUAGGGCAGAAUUGCGGAAGACUACUUUCGGGUCACGCGGAAGAGGACAGAAACGUUCUCGAUCGCGUGGAGAACGUCCGAACUGGGAUAACGCGGCCGCGGUGAGGCGGUUGACUGUACUUGGCCUUUUCAACAUACUCCGCCUGUCCAAGAGCCGCCCAAUGGGUAACUUGCCCCGUCUUCCCUCGUACUCUUUUGCAGCGCGUUGUUUCAGUGCUGCUAUCUGCCGCGGAUUGCCCCAUAACACUCCCUUCUACCUGGAGAAGCGGUAGUAUUUUUCUUGUCCACCGUCAUGUCUUGCGAAUCAUUUCCAACGGCCACCGAGUUUGGCACGUUCACCACGGACAGCAUCUCUACGUCGUUCACAGAUGAGGUUACUACUCUCCCGCCUUCGACAACGACAUUGACCUCGACCAUAUGCACCACAGCAAGUACAACUAAUGGUACUGCUUCUGAUUGUAGCACCACCAUCAUUGUUAGCACUAUCGAUGGAGGAGUGAGCACAAUUUCUGUACCCGUUCCUGUUACAUUCGUGAUUACCUCCAGCUCUCCAACGGCCACCCUCUUUUCGACCACUUGUGCUAGUAGCGGCGAAGUUUUGCCACCUCCACCUCCUACUAGCUCUUCUUCAACGCCUUCAUGGACGCCUUCAUUGACGCUGUCUCCGAUCACGUCUGCCUCCAUCAGUUUAUCAACGUCUGUAAAUGCUGCAGGCUCAACCGUCAUUGUUGAACACACGUCAACUUAUGUCAUAAUCCCAUCGUCUACACAACCAGCUGGUUCGUCUAGUAACAACAACGUUGUACCUAUAGCUGCGGGUGUUGGGGGUGGUGUGGGUGGACUAGUGGUGUUGGCUGUGAUCGUCUGGUUCUGCUUCCGACGAGGAAAGAAAAGGGAUGAGGACUACAACUUCAAUGAUAUCAAGUUCCCACCCUUACCGGCACAUCAUACACAAAUGAGCAGCUCAGACGAGAUUGAUGGUCCCAUCCCAGAUCCAUACAUGUACGGGAGACUUAACAACAAUCAGACCCCUGCAGGAGGGCAACCUCAACAAGUGUCUGGCCUCCCGCAUUCCGUUCCUCCUUCGAAAUUCGACACUUCACCCAUCGAUCGUCGCAGGCCAUCCGAAUUGAGUCCGACAGGCACUUACGGGUAUGCUCAUGGAGCACCAUCCUCACCACCGAGACCGUAUGAGAAUUCAUCUGCCUCUCACCAUCGCAAUCCAUCUGCCGUGAACGGCAUGGGUUCGGCCACACCUCACGGAUACUUUGGUUAUGUGGACAACGAGCAGGUCCCUAACCGUCUUAAUCCAUCUGUUCUAAGCGGUAUGGGCCCUGCCGGUCCUAACGUAUACCCAGGUUAUCCCCAUGAAGCUUCUUCGCCACCACCGACAACGUAUCGUACAGAUGGCAGUAAUCUGAAUCCUAGUCAACCUUCCAAUACCCAUACACCACUGACGGUAGCGAAUCCCGGUCCCGAUGCGACAUUCCCUCGUGACAUGAAGGAUCGUACCAUAUACCUACGAGCGGAUACCGGAUACGAGAUACAUGGAUUACCUGCGAAUUCAAGUCCGAGCUCUUUCGGGGUAACUCAACCGCACGCGGAGUCGUCCUCGGCUAAGCUUUUGCCCUCUCCACCUCCUGCGCAGUCCACUCCCCCUCCCGAGCCAGUUAUUCAACAUCAAGAUGCUGGUGCUGUUUAUCAGUCAGAGGGCUCGACUUCUUCACGCCGUCCAGUUGUACAGCAAGAAAGUGGUGAUGCGGUCGUGCAAGUAAAUGCGCUCCGGAAACGUAGGAAUGACAAGCAGUCUCCCCAUGGCGCUGAUACUGUUGGAGGAGAGGCUCCUCCUGCGUAUGAGGAAUGAUGCAUGCACGAAUAAUGAGUUAUCUAUCAGUUACUUCUUAUGUCUUUUAGGAUCUCAUUCUGGACUUUUCCCGAGAGAAGUUAUACCAUACAGUAUUAUUAUUUUACUUAUGUUAGCGUAGUGAUCGACGCAAGUAGGGCGCGUCGCGGCUUCCGAUCAAUUCUCGAUCGCGUCUGUCACGUGUAGGACCUGCUUACAUACGUAACCUCUCAGCUCGAAGCACCCGCUUUCGUUAUUCUCUUUCUUUGUACGCUUACACUUCCUGCUAGACUUUUAUUGUACGCUAUCAUCCCAUCAUGGAGAUUCCGUUGUUUGGAGACCAUCCCACG